AUGGGGAACAAGUCCAAAGCUGUCCGGGCACAUCUUGCAAAUCUCUCCAGAGCUGGAAAAAAAUCCCUGAAGGCAACUGUUGAAGAUAUUUCUAACUCCGAGGAUGCAGAUUACACUCCUCCAAAUCUUGAUGACCAUAAUGACACGGAAACCAAGGGCUCGGAAGUGAGUGAAGAUGAAGAAGCUGAUAUCAAGGAUGAUGCAGCAUUGCUCACCUUCAUCAAUGUAUUAUCAAUGGCUCAGGAGGCAGCCACAGAAGCAGAGAGAGCAAAAGCAAAGGGAAGCAAACAGCCAAAGACUUACACUGGCAACUCUAAAAUUGCAAAUGAGGGCUAUCAAGCAUUUAUUAGCAACUGGCUUGUUGCACAGAAGACAAACCUCCGAGUCAGUCAGACUGUGUCAGUGGUUGCAACAGCUUCUGUUGAGUCUGUGUCUGUAAUGGGCUCUGUAAAGAGUGCAAUAAAUCUGCAAGAAGAGGAAGAGGAAUCAGACUCGAGUGAACCCAGCAAGUCAGAGGGGGAAUUCCUACCAAAAGCAAUCACUGCCAAGCAGCAAAACCAAAUUGAGGAGAUGCUACGAGAUCUCCGGAAUGGACAGCGCCCCCGUGAUGAUGGUCAAGAGACACUCACGGACAUUACACUCACACACUGA
Molecule: messenger RNA, 651 nt
Organism: Suillus paluster
Lineage: Eukaryota; Fungi; Basidiomycota; Agaricomycetes; Boletales; Suillaceae
Exons: 3
Coding region: 1-651 (216 amino acids)
Source: RefSeq, a predicted model, not a curated record